Molecule: messenger RNA, 1311 nt
Organism: Doryrhamphus excisus (bluestripe pipefish)
Lineage: Eukaryota; Metazoa; Chordata; Actinopteri; Syngnathiformes; Syngnathidae
Source: RefSeq, a predicted model, not a curated record
AUGAGCCGUUGUGGUGAAUCUACCCACUUUUUGUGUGCCACAGAAUUGCCCAAACAGGAGGUGAUUGCUGGACACAAAUUUGAGUUUUGUGUGAAGGAUGAUUAUGCUUUAGGUGAUGUCAAUGUAGUUUCCAGCUAUUAUAUUGAAAACGGGAUUCAUGUCACUCUGCAUGAUGCUUUACAAACAAUGUUUGGCAAGUACAGCACAUGCAUUUUUACGGUCUGUCAAAGUAGUUGUGCCAUAAUUUGUGAUGCUGGUCAGUAUUGUCUGGUGGAUUCGCACUCGCGUAGCUGUAAUGGCAUGGUGUGCAGUGAUGGAACCAGUGUUGUUCUGUGUUUUGGUAGUCUCGAUGAUCUUGCUAAUCACAUUAGCAAUUUGGCUGCAGGGUUUGGUGGAACAGAAAAACUUUUUGAGAUAGCUGGUGUUGUUGUGACUGUUGUGGCUGAUAGAAAACGUCACUUGGAGGUGACUGAUGUUUCCAAAAAGUUUAAAAUGGCUGACAUUUCUAGUACAUGUGCAUCUGAUGUCGAAGUAGUCAGUGUUGUUACCACACAGCAUGCCUUUUGUCCAAUGCUUCAAAAUGACUCCAAAGAUGUGUGCCAACUUUUGAAUAUAGAUUGUGAAGUCAAAACUGUGCCUGUCAAUUUGCGUGUUGGACCCUUGGGAGCUCCCUGUAAAAAGGAGAGCAUUGUUGCUGAUGGCAACUGUUUUUUCCGUGCCAUAUCACAAGCGGUGAGUGGCACACAGAAAAAUCACAGGAAAAUUAGACUCCAUGUGGUUAAACAUAUGGAAAAGCACUGUGAAGAUUAUGAGAAGCUUCUCAGGAGUGAGUACAAUUGUUUGACAGAGUAUAUUAGUGUUUCCAAAAUGAAAUAUGUCAAUAGCUGGGCAACAGAGGUGGAAAUUCAGGCUGCAGCGGAUAGUUUAGGAAUAAAUAUCUUUACUUUUUACGGUGGUCAUUGGUUGAGAUAUAGUUCAACGUCAGAAUCCAGUCGUGGGAUUUAUUUGGACAACUCGAGUGGUAAUCACUAUGAGUGUGUGACAUGUGUCAAUGAGGGCCUGUUAGGAAGUUGCUUUGGCAUUUGUCGGAGUGGUACACCUGAUAGUCAGCAUGUUACCAGGUCUCACAAGCAUUUGGACAAUCAAGAAAUUUGUGAAGAUAUUGGUUCAAAUGAUGUGAAUAGGGCUGUUGAACCAAUCAAAGAAAAACGCCAGUCCAUGAUUACACUUAUCAAAUCAAAUCAAAUCAACUUUAUUUGUAGAGCACUUUUCCUGCAAGGAGAUGCGACACAAAGUGCUUUCCAGAAUUAA